Molecule: messenger RNA, 1707 nt
Organism: Triticum urartu
Lineage: Eukaryota; Viridiplantae; Streptophyta; Magnoliopsida; Poales; Poaceae
Product: BTB/POZ domain-containing protein At5g41330-like
Biological process (GO): protein homooligomerization
Molecular function (GO): protein binding
Source: RefSeq, a predicted model, not a curated record
UCCCCUAGAGAAAAACAUGUCACUCUAGUCAACGCCCAUGGCUUCCACCGAGAAUUCCCCAUCCCCACCCAUGGCGUCCACCUCCGUCGUCACCCUCAACGUCGGCGGCGAGCUCUUCCAGACCACCGCAGCCACCCUCUCCCGCGCAGGCGCUUCCUCCCCUCUCGCCUCCCUUGGCCCCUCACCCGCCGACGCGCCACACUUCCUCGACCGCGACCCUCGCCUGUUCGCCGGCAUCCUCUCCUUCCUCCGCAGUGGCCGCCUCGCGUCUCCUCCUCCCUCCGCCGCUCUCCUCGCCGAGGCUCGGCACUUCUCACUCGACGGCCUCCUCCUCGCCUCCCUCUCCCCGGCGUCCACCUUCUCCCCCCUCUCUCUGCGCCCCACCGCCCUCCUUCCCCUCACCGGCCGCGUCGCUCCCUCCGCCGUGGCCAUAUCCCCCUCCCCGCACGCGGCCUCCCUCGUCGCCGCGCACGGCGGGGUCGUCACCAGCUUUGACGCCGUGCUCGCCUCCCGCACCAGCGUCCUGACGCCGCUCCCCACCAUCGACUCGCUCGUCGCGGUGUCCCCCGCCCUCGCCCUCGCUGGCGCCCGCGACUUUCCUGGCGUCCAGCUCUGCCGGUUCCCGGGCGACGCCCCUGCCACGGCUUCGGAGGCUCUAUAUUGGCCAGACUCGCCUUCUUCUUCUGUGCUGUCUAUGGCCGCCACAGCGGCCUCAGAAACGGCGUCACAGUGGCUAUUUGCCAGCUUCGAGUCCGCGCGACGGAAUUCGAGCGCCGUGGUGGCGUUCGAUCUGAAUUCUCUGUCACCUGUGCUGGAAAUCGGGAGGAAGGAGGUGUUCGGUGCGGACGUCGAGGCAGCAAUACCACCGACCAAGCUCAGUUGGCUUGCUGGGCACAAUCUCUUGCUUGCGGCCGGAUCGCACUCCGGGCCGGCUGGAAUGGUGGGUGACAUACGCCUGUGGGACGUCCGGGCAAGCUCGACGGUGCCGGUGUGGGAGGUGAGGGAGGAGGAGGAUUGCUUUGCAGAUGUUGCUGCAUCAGACUCACUGUCGGCAUUGUUUAAGGUGGGGGCUGCCUCAGGUGAGGUUUUCAUGGCUGACUUGAGGAGACUUAGUGGUGAUGGCACCAGUGUUGAUCCUUGGGUGUGCAUCGGAGACCGACAAAGGGCCGGAGCUGCCACAGCAUCUCGCAGGAAGGAUGGGAAUAACUGUAGAAUUGAGUGCUACCGUAAUUGGGUGUUUGUGGCACGGGACGCAUAUGUUGAGGUGUGGACACAGGUGGAAAUUACAUCAGAGGCUGGGGAGAAGAAGGUGAUGAGGAAGAACUGGGUAGGGAAUGGGCCAUCGAUGGUCACUGCAGACGGCGAGGAGAAGGCCAAGAUCGUGAGCUGGGCCUUCGGAGGCAGCAGGAUGGCAUUGGCUAGAGUUGAUCAUCGGUCUAUUGAGGUGUGGGAUAGUGCUUCUGGGGCAAUAUCAGGUAAUCUCUGAGCAGAGGAACAAGACUAAACAUGUAAGAAGUCUCAAAUUUGGUUCUGUUCUUGUUCACCUCUAUCAAUGUAGUUUCGGUAUUUGUUUUGUGAUGUUGCAUUAAGGUUUGAGAACGUUCACCUUGUUUUUCCUUUUUUAUUAGGUCAAAGAACAUUCUACACUAUAAUUUUAUAAUCUGCCUAAGUUUUUUAUUACCCAAAGAAAAGAUCAACAGAAUCAUA